Heterotrigona itama is the source of this 1092-nucleotide messenger RNA. Lineage: Eukaryota; Metazoa; Arthropoda; Insecta; Hymenoptera; Apidae. The record is from the annotation of a GenBank genome assembly.
CGGUUCAUCAUGCUUAGAAACUAUAAAAGAAUCGUUGUUCAAAUUUUGAAAUAUAUCAUUGUUUGUGGGUUGAUUUUUUACAUUGUGAAAUCGUUACUGAUGAAAGACAAGGAUAACAAAAUACCAAAGUUCAACGAUCUGGAGAAGCUAAUGAUUAAAACAGAAAUGGAAAAUUCAAUGCGAUUAUCGACUGUAAGAAACACGUGUCAAAAAUAUAAUUUAGGUAUAUACAAAGAUCCUAGCAAACCUUCUGCAUUUAAACACCCACCGACACCUCAGUAUAGUGUCUUUUACAUUGUCAGAUCACGCGAUCUAUCAUACUGUCCAAUUUACAAAGCCGGCAGUACAACGUGGAUUUACAAUUUAUGUCUCUUAAUGAAUGUGCGGGAGGAAGAGUUAAACAGUGGCAGAGAGCAGAUAUCAACCAUCGCCAGAAGAGCAAUACCAGAACUGGAAUUUCCAGAAGCGGGCGAGGGAAGACUAAAUCCGCGAAAACUUAUGCAGGCAUUACGAUCGACGAAGAAACUGUUGGUGGUAAGGCAUCCAUUUGAGAGAUUGCUGAGCGCGUAUCGCGAUAAACUGGAAAACUCCGUGGCUGGAAGGGAACACGGGACACUUCACUUUUAUCGGAAAUACGGCAGCAAGAUUGUUGAAAAGUACCGUAAGACGAAUUUCAUACCUCCUGAGGAGUAUUUGGUGAUCAGACGAAAGGAUGUACCUCAACCAAAGGGGAUCGAGCCAACUUUCCGUGAAUUCGUCCAAUAUUUAAUUCACACUGAUUUGGCCAAUUACGGGGACGAUCAUUGGAUGCCCUACUACUUGUACUGCACACCUUGCCUCCUCGAUUAUGAUAUUAUUGCGAAGGUAGAAACACUAUGGCAGGAUCAGAUUUAUACGAUACGUAAAUUACAUCUUCAAGAUACGAUUGAACCAAGAUGGCGUCAUAGCGGUGGUUACGAGAAUCCAUCAAAAAUAUACUUUGGCCAAUUGAAUAAAGAUCUAAUACAAAAAUUGUAUGAAAAAUUCAAGUUGGAUUUCGAGCUUUUCGAUUAUUCACCAGAUGACUAUUAUCAAUAUGCAAGGGCUUCUUAA